Molecule: messenger RNA, 3427 nt
Organism: Xenopus tropicalis (tropical clawed frog)
Lineage: Eukaryota; Metazoa; Chordata; Amphibia; Anura; Pipidae
Product: RAC-alpha serine/threonine-protein kinase
Exons: 18
Coding region: 47-2089 (680 amino acids)
Molecular function (GO): ATP binding; protein kinase activity; protein serine/threonine kinase activity
Source: RefSeq, a predicted model, not a curated record
AGAACAAUGGGAAGGGAGCAAGAUAGCAGCUCCCGAAUCAACAACAAUGUUUAGAAGAAUUAGACGAGCAUUACUUAGCGUGUGCUCUUGUCGGAGGAAGCAAAAAGGAAGCGUUGAAAUAGUUCAACCUUUGCAGCUUCCAAAAAUAUCCGAUGUUCCAGAGGAGAAACCCGAGAAACUUCCAGAUGAUCAGAUCUAUGCAGCUGAUCCAGAGUUAGGGAAUGGAAACACCGUAAGCCUACAGGAGCCUAAGGAUUCUGAAAAGAAGAUGGAGAUCAAGUUUUUCAUUUCUUCUAGUGACUCCGAAAGUAGCAGUGAACCUACUCCUAACGUGUCUCAAGAAGCAGACAAUGAAGAAUCUGGAAAUGGGGAAAAAGAUGAAAAAGUAGAAUAUGAGGAAACAGACAACGAAGAAGAAGAGAGUGAGGAAACAGAAAGUGAUACUUUAGAAAGUGAGGAAACCGUGUAUUAUACUGCAGAAAAUGAAGAAAUGGAAAGGGAUGAAAUGCAGUAUUGUACAGCAGAGAAUGAGGAAAUAGAAAGUGAUAGUUCAGAAAGUGAGGAAACAGACAAUGAAAAAGAAACAGAUAGUGAGGAAACAGACAAUGAGAAAGAAACAGAUAGUGAGGAAGAAGAAAGUGAAACACUAGAAAACGAGGAAGAAGAAGAAAGUGAAGAAUCACAAGAAUCACAAAAUGAGAAAACAGCCAGUGAAAAAGUGGAAAAUGAGGAAAAAGAAACAAGUAAAACAGAGAGUGACCGAGCAGAAUCAACUAAAAUGUUUCGAAGAAUUCGACGAGGAUUGACCAACGCGUUCUCGUGUCGGAGGAAGCAGAAAGGAAGCGUUGAAAUUGUUCAACCUUUGCAGCUUCCAGAGGAGAAACCGGAGGAACUUCCAGGCUCUCAGACAGUUGAAGAUGCAGUAAAUGAUUCAGAUAGCUACGUGUCAAGUUAUGUAAAGAGUUAUAGUUCAGAAAGUUCCAUGGCAUCAUGGGAGGCAGUACUGCAAAGACCCAGGUUGACAGCAGUUUGGGAGUAUGAUAUCAAGCGUAUAAUAGGCUAUGGAAAUUUUAAUUUAACAACGAUAUUCAAGGCAGUACACAAACCUACAAACACAACUGUCGCUAUCAAAGCUAUGAGAAAGGAUACAUUAAGACCCCAUGUAAUUGAAUGGAUAAAACAAGAGAGGGAAAUCCUUGAAGCAGUAAAAAGGGUCGAAUACCACCCGUUCUGUGUUGGCCUAUUUGCAGCAUUUCAGUCUGAGUUUCACCUUUGUUUGGCAAUGGACUAUUGUCCCGUAGGCGACUUAAGGCAAUUUGUAAGAAGAUGUUCCAUGUCACGAAAGAGAUCGGCAUUUUAUGCAGCUUGUAUCAUCUCAGGUUUGGAGUUUCUGCACUUCAGGGGCAUUAUGCAUCGAGAUAUAAAGCCAGAAAAUAUAUUAAUGGACUGGGAUGGAUACGUGAAGAUAUCUGAUUAUGGGGUCGCUGCCAGAUUUACAAGCUGGGAUCCCUUUGCUGCGAACAUAUGUGGAACCCUUUGGUAUAUGGCCCCUGAUCUAUUCGGACCAAAGAGCUACACAAAAAUCGUGGACUUUUGGUCAUUAGGAGUGAUGAUUUACGAAAUGCGUCUCGGCAAGCGUCCAUUCACAGGGGGAUCUAUACGAAGAACAGUUAUUAACAUCAGGACUACUGAGCCCAAAUAUCCGAAAAAACUUGGGGCGCCUUCCACCGAGAUAAUAAAAAGUCUCCUGAUGAAAGAUCCACAAAAACGACUAGGAAACAAUGAAAAUCAGCUUAAUGAUUUAAAAGGAAUGGCUUUCUUUAAGGGCUUAGACUUUAGAGCCCUUCAUCAAAAACAAAUAAAGCCACCGUUCAUUCCAAGACAGAAUCCACUGAGAUGCUUUAGGAUAAUGUGUCGGCCGUGUAACAAGAUCAGAAGAAUGUCAGAUGGAGGAUUUCAUUCUACUGUUGCGCAACACAUUUUCCAAGAGAUAUUUGCAGAGUUUAAUUGUCCUGUCAACCUUAAGUUCACACAACCAGAAGAAAACGAUGAACAACCAAAAGUGGAUAAGGAUGGAUGGAUACUAUAAAAGAGGAAUCGUGUUAGGAGUUAUACGGAAUUAGUAAUAGAUAGUAAUCAAGUUGGUAUCGCUCUAACCUAUCACUGGCAUGUUUUGUUUAAAACCCUCCAUUACCCCCCUCAGCCUAUUGUUACCUAUAUUCCGAGGCACGUGUAGCUCUCCAUGUGCCUCAGUAUCAAUGGGCUGUGGGUGGCGGUGCAAUGCGGCACAAUGAUCAGGCACUGGUAGAAAAUGUUCUCCAGCCUUUCCUUGCAUUGCAAUAACCCCCUCAUCUGAGCCUAAAGAUGAAACACCAAAAGGGGGUGGGUGUGUGGGCGGGGGAGGGUUUUAAACAAAAAAAACCUCUGGUGAUAGAUGUAAGUGAUACUGACAUCAUGUCUAUCUAUGAAAAAAAACGUGUUUUGGAUCCUUGGGUGAAGAUUUUUUACAGAAGAUGGAGCUGAUGCCUUGAGUGUAUGGACAAAGUCAAUCGGCUUCUUGAAUGGGUAAGUUUUUAUUUCUACCAUAUUUUAUGUGUACGGGUAUGAGAUCCUGUAUCUGGAAAGCAGAAAUUUCCAAAUUCCAUGAACGCCAUCUGCCAUGAAGUUCACUUUCAGCAAAUAAUUCUGAUUUUUAGAAAUGAUUUCCUUUUUAUCUGUAAAAAUGAAACAGUGCCUUGUACUUAAUGGUAACAUUAACAUACAGGGUCCAUUUGAUUGCAGUUAAAAUUGUGUGAACAUUUUGCCAACACAGAGUAUGGGAGUCACAUUGCGGGAAAGGAUUCACAAUCAUAAAUCCGCUAUUAGGGAGGUCAUCAACGACCUACCCAUUCUAAAAAAAAUUUGGCACUUCAAAAACACAGCUUCCUACAGUUCAGAUACAUGGCCAUUGGCUAACUAGCAGGCAGUAGUGCUUGGUACAGACAUUACAUUUAGUUUUUUGGCAGUGAUCAGAACAUUUAACCCAUUUAAUCCUUUGCUCUUUGAACUAUGACUGAUCAUAUUACUUGCGCUGAAUAGUAAAAUGUUUUACAGGUAUUUUCAUCUAACAUUAUAAUCUAUUACUGGCACACGUGGACUGAUGAAAGAUAUUAACCCAACUGUCAAAGAACCAAAUACAUUGCCAUAUCAAGCACGGAUAUAUUUUUGAAUAAUUUGUUUUUUAUUCCUUAACAGAGCCAAAAAGAAGAGCUUGUAUUGAUGCCAUGGGAUGAAGACCUGCAGAUCCAGGAGGAUGAAUCCCCAGUUAAAAAAACACUGAAAUCGGACUGUAUGGAGCACUGAGGGCCUCUCCCCACUGCUCCAUAUAGGAGUCUAAGGGGCUGAUUUACUAAUCCACUAAUCCGAAUGAGAAAAAUUCGGAUUGGAA